Molecule: messenger RNA, 2157 nt
Organism: Phoenix dactylifera (date palm)
Lineage: Eukaryota; Viridiplantae; Streptophyta; Magnoliopsida; Arecales; Arecaceae
Source: RefSeq, a predicted model, not a curated record
GCAGAUCUUAAUCAAGCAAUUUCGAUGGUUUCAUAUUAUGCUUCUUCAUCUGAGCCUGCACAAGUUCGUGGUAAAACUGUUUAUAUCCAGUAUUCAAAUAGGCAGGAAAUUACAAAUAAUAAGAGCUCUGGAGAUGUUGCUGGGAAUGUCUUGCUUGUCACUAUUGAAGGUGUUGAAGCUGGCGAUGUUAGCAUAGAUGUCAUUCAUUUGCAGGUCCAUGUUAACAAGAAGAUGUCCUCGUUGUCAACCUACUGCAUUGGGAGUGACACAACGUUUCUUGCUAUCUCUUUCUUUUGAUCAAUCCAUUUAGAGCUUUUUGAACCUAAACUUGACAGAAUGGUACUCUCUAACUGUACUUGAUCAUAAUGCCUCAUUGGAGUUUUAUGGCAAAGUUGAUCUGAAUGGACUGUUUUUGUAGUCAAAUUUUCAAUACCUAGAAUCUAACAGUGCUCAUAAAUGUUAUAAUUUUAAUUUUUUUUUAAUACAUGGUGCAGUGGGCUUGCAAGUUUUUUGUGCUUGACAGUAACUUGUCAAACGUUUUUUUGUGAUUCUUUUCUUUGCAACUGAAGUACUUAAUGUACAGGUUAAAUUUCUGGUGGCCAACAUGAUUUGGCUAUAUCCCUCUUUAAAGGCAUAUUCAUUGUGGGGAUCCAUCUUUUUCCUCAUUUAAUUUUUAUUUUGAGGAGGUGUCAAAAAUAAAUAUCUCAUGCAUCAUGUCCAUCCUUUUAAAUAUAGAUCACAGUAUCUAUGAUGCUUAUGAAGUUUUGAUGAAUGCGAUGCUCUGCCUACAGGUGUUCUCUGCCUUUGGAUUUGUGCACAAAAUUGCUACCUUUGAAAAGGCUGCUGGUUUUCAGGCAUUAAUUCAGUACAGUGAUGCAGAAACUGCUUCAAAUGCAAGAAAUGCCUUGGAUGGAAGAAGUAUUCCAAGAUACUUACUUCCGGAGCAUGUUACCUCUUGCCACUUGCGUAUCUCAUUUUCUGCACACACAGAUUUGAAUAUCAAGUUCCAAUCACAUCGUAGCAGGGAUUACACAAACCCUUAUCUUCCUGUAAACCCCUCAGCGAUUGAGGGAACUUUACAGCCUACAUUGGGUCCAGAUGGAAGGAAAAAGGAGCCUGAGAGUAAUGUACUUUUAGCUUCUAUUGAGAAUAUGCAAUAUGCAGUGACAGUUGAUGUUCUUCAUAAGGUGUUCUCGACAUUUGGUACCGUGCAGAAAAUUGCAAUUUUUGAGAAGAAUGGUGGAAUGCAGGCUUUAAUUCAAUAUCCUGAUGUAGCAACCGCAGCAGUUGCCAAAGAGUCUUUGGAGGGACACUGCAUCUAUGAGGGUGGUUAUUGUAAGCUUCAUCUGUCAUACUCUCGUCAUACUGAUCUCAAUGUAAAGGCACAUAAUGAUAGAAGCAGAGACUACACGAUUCCAGACACAGGUAUGCUUACGAUACCUCAAGCUCCCGGUUUGCCAACUGCUGCUGCUGGUUGGCAGGCUAAUCCCCAGUCUGCAUCUAUGUAUGCGGGUAACGACUAUGCGGUUGGUGCACAAGCACCAGGUCCCAAUAGGCAAAUGCCAACUUGGGAUCCUAGCAUGCGGGGAGGGGCCUAUGUCGCAGCUCCAAGCACAUAUCCGGGUCAAACAUUUGCACCGCCCCCUGUUUCCCAUUACCCUGCCUCGGCAGCCAUCUCUAGUGCUCCUGCUGAAUCACUUCAAGCUUCACAACCAAUGGCCCAGUAUGGUAUGCUGCCAAAUGCACGGCCACCUACUUCUGCAUCAGCUGGGCAGCCUCUGUAUUACCCUUCGUAAGCUGCAUCUCCUCUGACUUCUUUUUGCUUCCCUCGCAUCUGUUGUUGCAAGUAUUCAAUGAGUAUAUUCUAUCAACGAUCUGAUGGUACUUUGUAAUGACUCUUUUCUCUGUAUGUUGAUGGUGUUGAACGGAGAUGCUUUGUGUAGCCUGGAAACAAAUUGCCCUUAUUAGAUGUUACCUUAUCCCAAUUUAUCCUACCUUCUUUUCUUGGAAAAUGUGGUGGAGUCUUUCAUUGUUGGCAUGGGAUAGCGAGUUACAGAUUGCAUUAUCAAGUGUUUAUGCUGGCCUUACAAGGGUUGGAACUAGGCUUUAUAAUGAUCAUAUUUGAAUAAAUUCGUGAUUUGGAAGCAGUGACAUUCA